Camarhynchus parvulus is the source of this 5523-nucleotide messenger RNA. RefSeq names its product ArfGAP with RhoGAP domain, ankyrin repeat and PH domain 2 (gene ARAP2). Gene Ontology annotation, molecular function: GTPase activator activity; protein binding; phosphatidylinositol-3,4,5-trisphosphate binding. Bases 287 to 5380 code for a protein of 1697 amino acids. The transcript is spliced from 33 exons. The record is from RefSeq and is a predicted model, not a curated record. Gene Ontology annotation, biological process: signal transduction; positive regulation of GTPase activity. Lineage: Eukaryota; Metazoa; Chordata; Aves; Passeriformes; Thraupidae.
AGCCAGGCAGGAAGGAAGGAGAGAAAGCAAGCAAGAAAGUGAGCGAGCGGGGAGCCGGAGGGAGAACUGAAAGUUGAAGCACUCUGAAUCCCUGCGCUUCCUUCUUCUGCCUCCCCGUCCCUGUGGGCUGCUGGCUUUUGGCAGAGUCUUUAAAAAAAAAUCAGUUUGAACUGAGGAAACUUGAAGAGGUGUUUUGAGGAAACGGAUAUUUUCUGCUGGCUGGUGGACACCAAAUUCAAGAGAGUUUUCUUGCUAGUGAACAUGCACGCAACCUGACUAUUUCUACAUGACUGUGUGGGGCAAUAUAUGGAAUGAAGUCAUGUCAUCCACAGGCAAUGGCUCUGAUAUUGAAGAAUUUUUGGUCAACAUUAACCUUGCACAGUAUCUUCCUAACUUUAAAAAAUAUGGCUAUAACACAGUGACAGAUUGUGUGGGAAUCAGUAACAGCGUGCUUCAGCAAAUGGGAGUGUUGCCUACAGGGCAUCGCAGAAGGAUUCUUAAGCAGUUAGACAGUCUUUUGGAAAUUCAAGGAAAUUCUCUUUUCCAUGAAAAUUUAAAAUUCAAAGACUUGAAAGGUUUGGAAGAGAAGCAAUAUUCAUCCUCAGAUCAAGAGUAUCCUGUAAGCAAUUCAAGUGUAGAUCAGACUGGCUUGCUACCUGUAACAUCAUCAGAACAACUUCUUAAAAAAUCUUACGUCAAGAAGGAAAAGUUUGAACUUGCAGAGCAAAACUCAAUGGAGGCAAAUAAUGAUAACUUUACAAAUUUGGAUUUUUCUAGUUUAUACCAGAAUUCAAACAGCAUACAAAAAGCUGUCAGUCAAAACAGAAAUACCAACAUGAAUACUCAGCAAGAUGCCUCACUGACAGAAGCUGCUGCAUACCAAGCUGAUGAGCACUUGAUUGGCCCUUUGGUGUUCCGUGAUCCUCCUUCAUUUGUUCGUUCAUGUGAGACAAAAUGCAAGGAAAACAAACAGCAGAGGCUUGCAGAUGAGGGUGAUUUAUCUGAUAGAAAACCAGAUUCUCCAUUCUUUAAGUUUAAAGGAGAAAUGAAAGACAAUGACUUAUAUGAUUCCUGUAUGCUAAACUGCAUGAAAGUAUUUCCAAGAGCAAGCCGAUCUUUUAUCUUAAGGCAUCGACCUGUACCAGAAAUUCCUGAAUCAAGUAAAGUUCCACCUUCAUCAAGUUCCCUUCAGAGAAGAAGAAAUAUGGACCUUGUAAAUAUUUCUUGCACUGGGAGGCAAAUUUCACAAAACAAUACUUCCGUGGAAGAAAAGCCACCCAUUAUCUCUCCGUACGGGGAAACCUUUAUUUGUGACAACGCUAAAGAUGCUAAAGAACUUCAUGGAAAUGAAUUUCUGGCUUGUGAAAAUAAAUUGGAUCCAGGAAUGAAUGAAGAAUAUUCUUCUAAGAAUCUAUGUUACUUGAGUAAUCAGAAAGAGAAGACAAAAGGAAUUGCAAAAAAUGAAUCCUUGUCUCAGGAAGACCCAUCAUUAACGCCAGAAGAAUCUGAAAGUGAAUCUGUAUAUUCUACUGUGGAACAGCAUACUUUGCCUUUAAAAAAAAAGAAAAAGAAAACCAAAACACACUCAACAUCUUGCAGUAAGAUACAAAGUGGAGAUUCUGAUUUCUUGGCCAGUGAACAAAUGAAUUUUUGCCAAUUUGGUGGAGAUCAGACUUUGACUGGAAAUGAAUCAAUAACACCAUAUGCUUGCUUUUAUGGACCAUCAGUAAAGAAGGUUAAAGCAGGAUGGCUGGAUAAAUUAUCCCCUCAAGGCAAACGUGUGUUUCAGAAGCGCUGGGUUAAAUUUGAUGGAGAGAGCAUUUCUUAUUACAACAAUGAAAAGGAAGUGUUCUCAAAAGGAAUAAUACUGCUCUCUGCAAUAGCAACAGUAAGAACUCAUGGGGAGAAUAAGUUUGAAGUUGUCACAUCCCAUAGGACUUUUGUUUUCCGUGUGGAUAAGGAAGAAGAAAGAAAUGACUGGGUUAAUACGAUGCUCAAUGCCUUGAAAUUGAUGUCUGAUAAUAACUCUCAGUCUCGAACUUCUGUGACCCCUGAGAAAAGUGGAUAUCUUGAGCUGAAAGGAUACAAAACCAAAAUCUUUAUUCUACUUCAGGGGAGUACUGUAUGGAUCUGCAAAAAUGAGCAGGACUUUAAGACAGGAUUUGGUAUCACUUUAAUCCCUAUGAAUGUGGCAAAUGUUAAACAAGUGGAUCGGGCUGCAAAGCAAUCCUUUGAAAUAAUUACUCCUUAUAAAAGCUUUAGCUUUACAGCAGAGUCAGAAAGAGAGAAACAAGACUGGAUUGAAGCACUCCAGCAAUCAAUAGCAGAAACUCUAUCUGAUUAUGAAGUAGCUGAGAAGAUUUGGUUCAAUGAGUCCAACAGGAGCUGCGCUGACUGUAAAGCUCCCGGUCCCGACUGGGCAUCCAUCAAUCUCUGUGUUGUCAUUUGUAAGAAGUGUGCAGGACAACACAGAUCUUUAGGACCAAGAGAUUCAAAAGUCCGGAGUCUAAAAAUGGAUGCAAGCAUUUGGAGCAAUGAACUUAUUGAGAUCUUUAUUGUCAUUGGAAAUAAGAGGGCAAACAGUUUUUGGGCUGGAAAUCUUCCUCCAGAUGAAGAAUUGCAUAUUGAUGACCCUGCAGAAAAAAGAUUAGCAUUCAUUACACAAAAAUACAAAGAGGGAAAAUUCAGGAAAACACCUUUCCAGUACAAAACCAAGGAACAGCUGAAUAAGGCCCUGUGUGCUGCUGUAGUCAAGCAAGAUGUGCUAGAAACUCUGAUGUUGCUCUUCAGUGGGGCUGAUGCCAUGUGUGCCACUGGAGACCCUGUUAACAGCACCCCAUACUUACUGGCCAAGAAAGCUGGACAAAGGCUGCAGAUGGAAUUCCUGUAUCAUAAUAAGUUCUCAGAUUUCCCAAACUAUGAUCCUUGUUCUGAAAGUGGCUUCUCUGAAGAUUCUUCACAUUCCACCUUUCUUUGUGAAUUCUUGUACCAAGUUUCUUCUAAUGCGGCUAAGCUUCCUUCAGAGAAGAAAUUAAAAGAAGAUUGCAACAAAAGAUGGUGCACUUUGGAAAGUGGCUUUCUGAGCUACUAUGAAAAUGAUAAAACUACCACUCCUAAUGGUAUGAUUGACAUCAGUGAAGUUAUCUGUCUUGCAGGACACAAGUCAGACUUCUUUUUAAAUAGAGGGGACAUCUUUACAUUUGAAAUAUACUUACUGUCAGAACGUGUUUUUCUGUUUGGAGCUGAAACUGCACAUUCACAAAGAAAAUGGACUUCAGCAAUAGCUAAGCAUUUUGUUCCCCCGGUGGCAGAAUCAUUGUUAGAGCGAGACUGUGACCUUAUUGGGCAGCUGUACUACAAAGAUUGCCACAACCUGGAUCAGUGGAAAAAAGGCUGGUUUGCUAUAGAGAAGUCGAGCCUUUAUUUUUGUCUUGAAAUGGAGAAUGCUGAAGAAGAUUCUAUAUAUCUAAGGAGGUUGCAAGAACUAACAACCAGCAGUGUGAUGCAAAAUGGAGAGAGAAUAGAUGUCCUGCUGCUUGUUGAAAAAGGAAGAACGCUAUACAUCCAUGGCCAUACAAAGCAGGAUUUCAUGGUCUGGUAUACUGCAAUUGAAAAAGCAGCAGGUACAGAUGGUAAUGCACUACAAGAUCAGCAGCUCAGCAAAAAUGAUGUCCCUAUUAUAGUGAACAGCUGCAUAGCGUUUGUUACACAGUAUGGUUUAGGUAGCAAGCAAAUCUAUCUUAAGAAUGGUGAUUCUUCCAAUGUGGCUGAACUGCUGGAAAGCUUCAAAAAAGAUGCAAGAAGUGUUAAACUAAGAGCAGGGAAACAUCAACUUGAAGAUGUGACAGAUGUACUGAAAAGUUUUCUUUCUCAAAUAGAUGACGCACUUCUGACUAAAGAGCUUUAUCCAUUCUGGAUCUCUGCAUUAGAUACGCAGAAUGAAAAGGAGCGUGUGAGGAAGUACAGAGCUUUUAUUCAGAGUCUUCCACCAGUCAAUAGAGCAACUUUGGCUGCUUUAAUUGAACAUCUUUACAGGGUGCAGAAGUGUUCUGAAAUUAAUCAAAUGAACCCUCAGAAUUUAGCCAUGGUGUUUUCCUCGUGCUUAUUUCAAACUAAAGGCCAAACCAGUGAAGAAGUCAAUGUAAUUGAAGAUCUAAUUAAAAAUUAUGUGCAACUUUUUCAUAUAAAUGAAGACCAAGUCAAACAAAUGGACAUAGAGAACAGUUUUAUUACAAAAUGGAAAGACACUCAGGUUUCCCAGGCUGGAGAUUUGCUUAUUGAAGUUUAUGUGGAAAGAAAGGAGCCAGACUGCAGUAUUAUAAUCAGGGUAUCACCUUUGAUGGAAGCAGAGGAAUUAACUAAUGAUGUUUUAGGAAUCAAAAACAUCAUUCCCAGCAAAGAUGAUAUCUGGGCUGCUUUUGAAGUACUUGAAAAUGGAGAAUUAGAACGUCCUCUGCAUUAUACAGAGAAUGUGCUAGAACAAAUUCUUCAUUGGAGUUCACUACCAGAGCCUGGCACUGCCUAUCUAAUAAUAAAGAGAUUUCUAACAGCAGACAUGGUGAAUCUCUACAGUGAGAAAAAUGAGAAAGGUAGUGUGAAAGCAGGCAACCUGAAGUACAAGGAAGAGCCAUCAAAACUACUGUCUGGAAACAAAUUUCAAGACCGUUACAUUGUGUUACAGGAAGGAAACUUGCUUCUCUAUAAGGAUAUGAAGGCUAGCAAACCUGAAAAAGUGUUGCCUGUCAGUUCUCUGAAGCUUUAUCUUGGAGUGAAAAAGAAAAUGAAGCCACCAACAAACUGGGGACUUGCAGUAUUUUCUGAAAAACACCAGUGGUAUAUAUGUUGUGAUGGACAAGAUGUGCAGAUGGAGUGGAUGAUAAGCAUUUUUAUGGCACAGCAUGCAGAUAUAUGGCCACCUGUUGGGAAAGCAAGAAAACAAUCCAUAACUAAAAGUCCAAAGAUCAGAGGCUUACCACUUAUUCCCAUUCAACAGGAGAAGAACACUUGUAAAAUCAGAGGGAAUACAGAGAGUAUAGAACUACAAGCUGGAAAAUCAAGAUUUGGUGAACAUCAUGAUAAUGAACUUCUGGAAGAAAGAAAAAACUUGAAAGAAAAAGCAUCUAUUGUGGCACAAUGUUUGGAAAGAAAGGAGGAGAAAGGGCGAAAUCAUACUAAAACACAUCGAAGCUUGAUUUCUGAAGAUGAUGCAGGCUCAGGGAUGACUGAAUUACACCAAAUACCACAUAAGACACUGAGGAAAAAUAAAACCAAAACAAACAAAACUACUUUGGAACUAGAUAGUAAAUUGCCGUCAGAUGUGAUUCAGGAACUAAAUACAGUGCUGCAGAAGAACAGAGCACUUCAUGAAACCUCCAGCUGAUUUCCUGAGCCUGAAGUGUAAUACUUACAUGUAUAUUCUUGUGUUAUAUAUGUAUAUAUAUAUUUGUGUGUGUAUUUUCUGUUCAAAAUAGUCUGCUUUGAUGUGUCUAGUUUGUACAGUGCAGACGAAAUAAGGAAAUAUAA